Messenger RNA from Xiphias gladius (swordfish), 2838 nucleotides. RefSeq names its product ATPase, H+ transporting, lysosomal, V1 subunit B, member a (gene atp6v1b2a). Gene Ontology annotation, cellular component: proton-transporting V-type ATPase, V1 domain. Gene Ontology annotation, molecular function: proton-transporting ATPase activity, rotational mechanism; ATP binding. The transcript has 14 exons. Gene Ontology annotation, biological process: proton transmembrane transport; ATP metabolic process. The record is from RefSeq and is a predicted model, not a curated record. Bases 125 to 1636 code for a protein of 503 amino acids. Lineage: Eukaryota; Metazoa; Chordata; Actinopteri; Istiophoriformes; Xiphiidae.
UCACACAUCCGGUUCCUCAGUGUCAUAUGACCAGCGCAGUGCUGUCAUUUGUUUUAUUCAGUGCCAGUUAGAGAAGCACAUCGACUAUCGUUAACUCUCUCAGGUUUUCCGUCUUUAUCGGACGAUGGCAACAUUGGUGGCAAACAGGGCGAUGGACGUCAACGGUUUGGCAGCAGCUGCAAGGACACACACGCACGCUGUGACGAGAAAUUAUAUCUCUCAGCCCAGGCUAACUUACUCUACUGUGUCGGGUGUAAAUGGACCCCUGGUGAUCCUGGAUAAUGUGAAGUUCCCCAGAUACGCAGAGAUUGUUCACCUGACCCUGCCGGAUGGCACCAAGAGGAGUGGGCAGGUUCUAGAGGUGAUUGGAAGCAAGGCAGUCGUUCAGGUGUUCGAGGGAACAUCAGGCAUUGAUGCCAAGAAGACAGCCUGCGAGUUCACUGGUGAUAUUCUGCGUACCCCAGUGUCAGAGGACAUGCUGGGGCGUGUGUUCAACGGCUCAGGCAAACCCAUCGACCGUGGGCCCAAUGUUCUGGCUGAGGACUACUUGGACAUCAUGGGUCAGCCCAUCAAUCCUCAGUGCCGUAUCUACCCCGAGGAGAUGAUCCAGACCGGCAUCUCAGCCAUUGAUGGCAUGAACAGCAUCGCCAGAGGACAGAAGAUCCCGAUUUUUUCCGCUGCUGGACUGCCACACAACGAGAUUGCUGCCCAGAUCUGUCGCCAGGCCGGCCUGGUGCAGAAGUCCAAGGAUGUAAUGGACUACAGUGCUGAGAACUUUGCCAUUGUCUUUGCAGCGAUGGGGGUCAACAUGGAAACUGCCCGCUUCUUCAAGUCUGAUUUUGAGGAGAAUGGCUCCAUGGACAACGUUUGUCUUUUCCUGAACCUGGCCAACGACCCCACCAUAGAACGUAUCAUCACCCCACGCUUGGCACUGACUACAGCCGAGUACCUGGCGUAUCAGUGUGAGAAACAUGUCCUGGUCAUCUUGACUGACAUGAGCUCCUACGCUGAGGCUCUGAGAGAGGUCUCUGCUGCCCGAGAGGAAGUGCCCGGUCGUCGAGGCUUUCCUGGCUACAUGUACACUGAUCUGGCUACCAUCUACGAACGUGCUGGCCGCGUGGAGGGCAGAAACGGCUCCAUUACUCAGAUCCCCAUUCUUACCAUGCCCAAUGAUGACAUCACCCAUCCGAUUCCUGAUCUGACUGGAUACAUUACAGAGGGUCAGGUCUACGUUGACAGACAGCUGCACAACAGACAGAUCUACCCACCAAUCAAUGUGUUGCCCUCAUUGUCUCGUCUGAUGAAGUCAGCCAUCGGUGAGGGGAUGACCAGGAAGGACCAUGCUGAUGUCUCUAACCAGCUGUAUGCCUGUUAUGCCAUAGGUAAGGAUGUCCAGGCCAUGAAAGCUGUGGUGGGAGAAGAGGCCCUCACCUCUGAUGACCUUCUCUACCUUGAGUUCCUACAGAAGUUUGAGAAGAAUUUCAUUGCUCAAGGCCCGUAUGACAACAGGACAGUGUAUGAAACCCUGGACAUUGGCUGGCAGUUGCUGCGAAUCUUCCCCAAGGAGAUGCUGAAGAGGAUUCCUCAGAGCACCCUGGCCGAGUUUUACCCCAGGGAGUCUGCCGUCCGUCACUGAGGCACAUUAAGGGAUCCUCUCGUUCUAGGUCCACUCGCCUUUCUACCCACAAAUCUCCUCUCCAUUUAUUCCUUUCUUUCAUCUUGCUCUAUAGCCCUUCCCUUCCGGGCGGUCGAAUAUCAGUGUUUUUGAGCCUUUACCCAUUCCAGACUUCAUCUUCUUUCUCCACUGUUCUUAUUACCUCAGGUUCUUCUCCUUCCAAUGAAUCAACUCACCCCAACAUCACCCUCCACUUCUUCCCUACCCUGAAUGAGAACAGGGCAAUAAUCUCCCCCUUAUAUAGAUGUACUGUAGUGUAUUUGUGUCCAGAAGUUGUGUAUGGAAAGUGUCUUGUUGUAAUAUGAACCCUUGAUUGCAAAAAACGUGAACAUAUCCUAAAAAUUAUAGAUCUGCUUUAUUUAUUGCAGUGUGUUACUGCUGGAUCUCCCUUUUCUUUUUUUUAAAUAAAUGCCAUGUUAUAAUCCAUCCCCCAAUAAAAAAAACAAGAGGUUUCCCAUAAAAGAAAGAUGUCUACAUAUGGAGGUCGACAAAAUAACAAAUGCCCCAACAUACUGUAGCCCUGCAGUCCAUGCCAGUUAGUUGCAAUUCAUAAAGUUUGGUUUUUAUCUAGAAUGUAUUAUUCUACUAGGUAUUUAUUCUACUUGAUUGUCAUUUUGUAAACUAAAAGGCAUACUUUGAAUGAAUUAUUUACUGAACAACACAAACUUGCAGCUUCACAAAAUACACAUCAUAAAUGUCACUAUAUUGGUAUUUACCAGAGGGUGAUAUUAUAUUCCUGUGUUUCUCUUAUUUUGUCCACUCCCUGGGUCUUGUUUAAUAAAGACAACUGCUGUAUUUUUUCAUGCCGAUGUUCUCAAGUUCACUAUUACUUAAAUCUUCUCAUGUUACCAUUCUCAACAUCCUUAGUAAACAGACAAACUACGGCCACAAGCAGAGUUCAGAUGUUUAUUGUAUGUUACCCCCAGUACUUUGACUCUUUCUUCCCUCUUUUGGGCCCUCUUGCUUCCUCUACUUACUCUUGAAAGAAUACAGUGGAUGUUAACAUUAUUUGUGUUUUUGUUGUUUGAUUUGUAAUAUGGAAAAGAAUAUACAAAAGUGUGUUAAACAUUCCUGUCUCCAGAAACUAAUUCUUUGUUGUGCAACCAUAAUGGUUUUGUGAGUUUAUUUGUCCAUGACUAAAUUAAAUUAUAUGAUAAAUCUUG